Mercenaria mercenaria is the source of this 4889-nucleotide messenger RNA. RefSeq names its product sodium-coupled monocarboxylate transporter 1-like. Gene Ontology annotation, cellular component: membrane. The record is from RefSeq and is a predicted model, not a curated record. NCBI's taxonomy places the organism in Eukaryota, Metazoa, Mollusca, Bivalvia, Venerida, Veneridae. Gene Ontology annotation, molecular function: symporter activity. Gene Ontology annotation, biological process: transmembrane transport; sodium ion transport. Bases 2519 to 4414 code for a protein of 631 amino acids. The transcript has 14 exons.
UUGCAGAUGUUGGUCGGUCGAUCUGUCGGUCGGUAUGUAGACCAAACCGUUUCCAGAUGAUAACUCAAGAAUGCUUGGGCCUAGGACCAUGAAAGUUGAUAGGGAGGUUGGUCAUGACCAGCAGAUGACCCCUAUGGAUUUUGAGGUCAGUAGGUCAAAGAUCAAGGUCACAGUGACCUGGAACAGUAAAACAGUUUCCUGAUGAUAACUCAAGAAUGCUUGGGCAUAGGAUCGUGUAAGUUGAUAGGGAGGUUGGUCAUCACCAGCAGAUGACCCCUAUUAAUUUUGAGGUCAGUAGGACAAAGUUACAGUGACCAGGAACAGUAAAACAGUUUCCGGACGAUAUUUCAAGAACACUUGGGCCUAGGAUCAGGAAAAUUGAUAGGGAGGUUGGUCAUGACAAACAGAUGACCCCUAUUGAUUUUGAGGUGAUAAGUCAAAGUUCAAGGUCACAUUGGCAAGGAACAGUUGAAUGGUUUCCGGACAAUAACUCAAGAACACUUGGCCCAAGGAUCAUGAAAGUUGAUACAGAGGUUAAUCAUGACUAGCAGAUGACCCCUAUUGAUUUUGAGGUCAGUAAGUCAAAGGUCAAGCAUACAGUGACCCGAAACAGUUAAACCAUUUCAAGACGAUUACUUGAGAACGCUUAAGGAGAUUGGUCAUGACCAGUAGAUGGUCCCUUUAGAUUUUGAGGUCUGUAGGCCAAAGGUCAAGGUCACAUUGACCCAGAACAGUUAAAUCCUUUCCGGACAAGAACUUGAGAACACUUGGGCCUAGGAUCACGAAACUUAAUAGGGAGGUCGAUCAUGACGAGCAGAUGACUCGAAGGUCAAAGGUCAAGGUCACAUUGUUCCAGAACAGUAGAACUUUUGUUUACAGUGAGCAAAUAAUUUUUGUUUCUUGUGCAAUUACUGAAUGCAUCAAGGGGGGCAUUUCGUGUUCUACGAGCUCUUGUUUUCACUGUCAGAGGAAAUAACUCUGGUCUGUCUUGAGUGAAAUCCAAAAUAAAACCCUAGAUGCACAACUUCACAUGCUGCAUAUCAUUCCUACAAGGGACAUAACUCUGGCCUUACUUGUACUACUUCACAUGCUGAAUAACAAUCCUGUGGUGUUUGAAUACUCUUGAUCAAAUUUUUUUGUAAGAAUGCAACAGAUGGCAGACACGGACAAGGAUAAAAAUCAUAAGUGCCACCUAGAUCUGUUUUAGGGAGAUGUGGGCACAAAAAAUAAGAUGUUUAGCCAAUAAAAGAUAAUGUCCUCCAUCGCUCGGACCCAACCAAAUCAAACUAGAAGUAACCCCACUAGGUUUCAAGGGACCUGCUCUGCAGCAACUACAGUCAAGAAUCCCACACUGUUGGGGAGAAACUGCAGCAUCAGAAAUGGUCUCCACAACCUUACAAUUGCCUCUAGCUCUGCUAGCACAAUAGUUGCCGUGUACACUAACAAUAGAGAAUAAAACUCAAACAACUCCAAACAUGAGGAGAAUUUUAGACAUAUCCAAUAUACAGAUACCUCUUACAAAGAAACAAAAAUGAUCCUUAGUAAAUAUGUAAUGUCUCAAAGCAUUGAAGACUCUACAAAGGUACAACAGUAGUAAGAUACCAAAUCAUUGAGAUCAUACGUUGUGGUACAGGGAUAGCAGAAGAGCACAAACAUAAGACACAGCAGGGAAUACUACUUACUGUCCAUCCAGUAGGGAUCAAUAUUUGCAGAUAGAAUGGGAAUUCUCGGCCAUUUAGCAUAACUUUCUAAGAUUGUCCAAUCUCCAUCUUAUAAUAGGCUGAAAGAACAUCUUAUACCAACUCGCAGGUUGUCAUCAAACUUGGUUUAAACUUAGCAUCCAGGGACUUCAUGAAUUUAUUUAGUGUGUUUUUCUUCAAUACACAAUAGACAAAUCCAAGCAUUACUGAAAUUAAUUCAAUGAGAUUCUGUCUGUGCAGGAUUGAAUAUAAUUAUUUGAACACUUGCAAUAUUUAACUUGAUAAUAAAAUUUUACUGCAGCUGAUGUUAAAUUAUGUAUCAAAGUCACACAGUAUCUACCUAUGUGAUAGGCCAGUAAGUAAAGAUAAUAGUAAUAGGUAAAUCUUACUUGAACUGUCACCCAAGAGUUAUUAAUAGCAGUUCAUAAUUUGGAUUUCACAGCUUUUUGAUUACAAACAUACCUGAUUCAGCAGUCUGAAUAUACAUGUUACUGUCAGUGAAAUGUCCACCAAUGGAGUAAAUGUUCAUGUGGUCAAGAUGUACACAGGGAGAUUUUAUUAACUAAAUUCCAAAGUUUCUAAUUGAAAUUUUAAAGUAACUUCAGAAGCAGUCAGAUGAUCCAGUUUUGGUACCUACAUGUACAUGCAGAGAAUUUGACAACACUUACAAUCUUAACUUAAAAUAUCUUAUAUUAGAACCAGUGUUCCAUUUAGUUCAUGUAUGGGUAAAAAAAUUUAUGAUUGCAUUAAAACAUAGUUAUAGUUUAUGAUAAAUAAAGUUUUAACAUCGUAUUAAGGGAAAGACAGACAACAAGAAAAUGGCAACAACAAACACAUUUCAUUGGUUGGAUUACUUGAUUUUCAUCUUAAUGUUAGUCAUAUCUGCAGCGGUCGGGCUAUUCUACGCGAUUAAGGACAGACGAAACCAGAGUACAGCAAACUUUCUGCUCGGAGGGAGACGUAUGUCAAUACUUCCAGUCACAUUGUCAUUGAUGGCAAGUUUCCUGUCUGCGAUACUUGUUCUCGGAGUACCGACAGAGAUAUUCUACAAUGGGACAAUGUAUUGGUUAAUUUCGUUCAGUAACCUUAUAACGUUUCCUGUAGCAGCUCACGCCUUCCUACCUGUGUUCCAUGAUUUGAAGCUGACAAGCGCAUCUGAGUACUUAGAGAAAAGGUUUUCUAGACCAGUGCGGAUCAUUGGUAGUGCUGUGUUUCAAGUGCAAAUGACAUUAUAUAUGGGUGUUGUACUGUAUGCUCCAGCUAUAGCACUAAAUCAAGUGAUGGGAAUAGACAUCCUUGUUUCAAUAUUACUGAUAGGUGCCAUAUGUACAUUUUACACUGCUGUUGGUGGUUUGAAAGCAGUAAUGUGGACGGACGCCUUUCAGAUGAUUAUUGUAUUUGCUGGUGUUGUUGCUGUGGUCUGGAAAGGCACGACCGAAAUUGGAGGAUUUGAUGUCGUCUGGCAACUGGCAAAAAAUGGCAGCAAGUUACAAGCUGACAAUUUUGACCCAAGUCCACUAGAAAGACAUUCAUUCUGGACAUUGGUAAUUGGUGGGUUUGUCACAUCGAUGACAAUAUACGGGUCCAAUCAGGCUAUGAUACAGAGAUACCUUAGCAUGGAAUCCAGAAAAAAAGCACAAAUGGCAUUAUAUUUACAAUUACCAGCAAGUAUUAUCUUUACCUCCCUGUUGGUGUAUGCGGGCCUAGUGCUGUUUGCUCGUUACCAUGACAAUGAUCCUCUUCAGGACUGUCUUAUCAAUAAACGAGACCAGUUGAUUCCAUGGUUAGUGAUGGAUAUCUUAGGUCAGUUCCAUGGUUUUCCAGGACUCAUGGUUGCUUGUAUAUUCAGUGCGUCACUGAGUACAGUAUCAUCUGGAGUUAAUGCCCUUGCAUUGACCUUCCUUACGGACAUUAUCAAACCAAUAUACAGACUAGCAAAAGGAGAGAAAAUGACAGAACGGCUUUCAACAGUUCUGUCUAAAGUAUUUGCAAUAUGUUUUGGUGUGGUGACUGUAGUGCUGGCAUUCCUUGCCCAGUUUUUUGGCAGCCUUAUCUUGCAAGUGGCUCUCAGUAUAUUUGGAAUGGUGGGUGGCCCUUUGCUUGGGCUCUUCAUCUGUGCACUGUUCUUUCCUGUCAUAAACUCCUGGGGAGCAGGUAUUGGGGUUAUCUCAAGCCUAGCUGUGACAUCCUGGGUAGCCAUUGGUUCUAUAGUAUAUCGUUCAAAUCACAUGCCAACUACACAUUGUCCAGAGUCAGGACUUGGGUAUAAUGUCACCAAUGGUACAACAGGUAUCACCACUACACAUGUGUUCACAACUGCCAGUUCUUCAUUCAACAGUUCUACAGAACUUGCAACUUCAUCAGAUCAAGUAUUAAGUGGUUUAGAACAGUUAUACCAUCUGUCGUACAUGUGGUACAGUUCUCUAGCUGUUGUCACUACUGUUGUCAUUGCACUUGUUGUGAGCUGUGCAACAGGAGGCAAUAAGAAAAGACCCAUAGACCGCCAUUUAUUAUCACCAUGGUACUUGGCCUUUCACAACCUGUCACAUGUUACAUCUACCUCAUCAGGAAAAAAGGGAACUGUCAACGAGUCCAGUGAUACAUGCUCACAUAUAGAGAUGACUGAAGUAAAAGAAAGUAGUAAACAGAAUGGAGUACAGCCUCUACAAACAGAACAACUUGAUGAAGAACUACUUUCAAAGGAAAUUUCAUGAUAAUUAGCUUGUUUUUUAUUUUAGACGGAGGACAUGAUCAAAAUUUAAGUUUGCUCAGGGAAAAAUGUGCUCAGGAAAAAUAAGAGACAAUUUUUUGUACUCAGCAUUGGAUACACAUCAUGAAAUUUAUUUGUGAAGCAAAACUGCACUUGGAUUUUUUUUCUGAUAAAAAAAAUAACUUUUUAUGGCAGUCAGUUAUUUCAUGGCAGUCUGUUUUAUAUGGUACCAUCAGUUUUCAUAUUGAAUGAGACAGUUUUCAGGAAGGUUUUAUACAAAUAUCAUAUUUCCAUCCCAGGAUCUAAUGAGGCUUUAGAUUUAAUUGAAUCUGGAAAAUAACUGAUAAAAGGAUUAGUGUUUUUGUUAUUUGAUGGAGACUGUAAAACAAUUAUUUGCUGGUGAAAAAAAUCAUAUUACGAAAAUGUAUUUGCAUCAGUUAUCUCCCAUUAUAUCAAAAGUAUAAAGAAAUCCAUAGAUU